CUAGUACCGAGCGAGCUUUACCAGUCGCUGCAUUCUUUUCCCUUGCAUCAAACUCAGCGGAUCUAAAGCACAGCAAGGGUGAGAAAUCCACCGAGAUCCCACCAUGCAUUACAAUAACCUAGGCCGAUCAGGUCUCAAGGUGAGCCAGCUUUCCUACGGUGCAUGGGUGAGCUUCGGCAACCAGCUCGACGUCAAAGAAGCCAAAACCCUCAUCCAAUGCUGUCGCGACCAUGGCGUGAACUUCUUCGACAACGCGGAGGUGUACGCCAACGGGCGGGCAGAGGAGAUCAUGGGCCAGGCUUUUCGCGAACUCGGCUGGAAGCGCUCAGAUCUUGUGGUUUCCACCAAGAUCUUUUGGGGUGGCCAAGGGCCUAAUGACAAGGGGCUUUCCAGGAAGCACAUCGUGGAGGGCACCAAGGCGUCCCUGAAGCGCCUCGACAUGGAUUACGUCGAUGUGAUAUAUUGCCAUCGCCCCGACGCCGCCACGCCCAUCGAGGAGACGGUGCGCGCCAUGAACCAUGUGAUUGAUAGUGGCUGGGCGUUUUAUUGGGGUACAAGCGAGUGGUCGGCGCAACAGGUUACAGAGGCCUGGGCGGUUGCCAGCCGGUUGGAUCUCGUCGGUCCCAUUGUCGAGCAGCCUGAGUACAAUCUCCUCUCUCGCCACAAGGUUGAGGCUGAAUACCUUCCGCUUUACAGUAGCUAUGGCUUGGGACUGACCACAUGGAGUCCACUGGCAUCAGGUGUUCUUACUGGGAAGUAUAACAAGGGAACCAUACCUCCAGACAGUCGUUUUUCCUUGGAUAAUUACAAGAAUCUUGCUAGCAGAUCACUUGUUGAUGAUGUGUUGCGCAAAGUUGAUGGAUUGAAGCCUAUCGCAGAUGAGCUUGGUGCUACCUUAGCUCAACUUGCUAUUGCUUGGUGUGCUUCAAAUCCAAAUGUCUCAUCAGUAAUUACUGGUGCAACAAAGGAGAGCCAGAUAAUAGAAAACAUGAAGGCUCUCGAAGUCCUUCCUAAGCUGACGCCUGAUGUGCUUGAGAAGAUUGAGGCUAUUGUCCAGAGCAAACCUAAACGUCCUGAGUCAUACAGGUAAAUUGAGUCGACAGGUAUAAUACUGAAGAGUUGAGAACAUCUAAGCCUGCCGACUAUCCUGCUUCUCUUAAAGUGUUCUUCUAUGUUUUUUUUUUUUUUUUUUUUUUUUUUUUUUUUUUUAUCGAUACUCUGAAUUUUGUCUUAUGACUUGCAUGGGAUGAUUCUGAUAUUUUAUUGCUGUAUUUUCUUUGUAUGGAUGAAUUCAGUUCAUGAAGUCAGUAUGUUACUAUUUAAGAAAGAUUGAGCUGAAUGUUUUUAUAUUAUUUAGAAGGAUGUAAUUUCGAUGCUGCUAAAA
Molecule: messenger RNA, 1384 nt
Organism: Dendrobium catenatum
Lineage: Eukaryota; Viridiplantae; Streptophyta; Magnoliopsida; Asparagales; Orchidaceae
Product: probable voltage-gated potassium channel subunit beta
Exons: 5
Coding region: 104-1090 (328 amino acids)
Source: RefSeq, a predicted model, not a curated record